Molecule: messenger RNA, 2404 nt
Organism: Sinocyclocheilus grahami
Lineage: Eukaryota; Metazoa; Chordata; Actinopteri; Cypriniformes; Cyprinidae
Product: protein spinster homolog 3-like
Exons: 12
Coding region: 866-2404 (512 amino acids)
Biological process (GO): transmembrane transport
Cellular component (GO): membrane
Molecular function (GO): transmembrane transporter activity
Source: RefSeq, a predicted model, not a curated record
CUGUGGUUAAAGCGAUGUCAAAGAGGACUUGUGCUGUUUCUAAAAUAGCAUCUAGCAUUUGGGUUGAGAGAGUAAUAAGAAAGGUUGCUGGGUGCAACUAAUAAGAUCACAACCAACUUUGAGAUAUCAAGUUCCAGUCUACCUUGCAUUCUCACAAAAUGGUAUCCUCUUCUGACUGUAAUACAGACAAAUAUUUUUUUUUUAGUCAAAUGCACUCUGUAUUUGGUUUUACAUGUUAAAUCAUGACAUAAAAGCUUCAGUUCACCAUUAUCAUUUAUAACUCUAAAUCAAUUUUUCAUAAUGGUUUGGUUUCCUGGCCCAUUUAUUCAGGAAGUCUAACCACAGUUUUACUUUGCACACAACUGAACAAAAUGGCCUAUAAACCAGUCAAAUUUAGUCAAACCAAGCUUGGUAAUGAUAAAUAAGCACAAUGGCAUCACUUUAAACAGGACUUAAAAUGGUAGCAUGCUAAUAGGUUAGCAUCACUGGGUAAGUGUAAACAGACAUCAGUCAUUUGCACAACAUAUAAGUUACUUUUUACCAAUCCAGCAAAACUAAUUAUUUGAUAAAAUACCGUUGAGUGUUUAUCUCCAUAUAAAGCAUUUGUCACUAGCUGUGUUCAGUGAUUGUGACUACACUCCAGACCUGUGCUUUUUCUCGAUGCCGUAGUUACUUAAACUUUGUCCAGUGUCCUGGAAUCACAUGAAACCCGUGAGGUUAUUGCCACAGUUCAUAAAGCAUUCAUUGAAGAGGGCUUGAAAAUCACAAUGUUUUGGCACUUUACUAUCUGUCAAGUGCUUACAAGUCAUUGUUCUUUUUAUAGAGGCAAAAAAGUCAUUCUGCAUUCAUAGAGACAGUGGGCAUCAUGACCUCCAACCAACAAAGACCAAGAACCCGCUUGAGCCUCCGCUCAAACACAACUGUACAUUAUGGGUCCUUGAGCUCUGAGCAACCAGAUAGUGAUGCAUCCUCCAUGCAAACAAACUCCAUCUCUCAGAAACGCUCCUAUAUCGCAGUGGCAGUGCUCUGCUAUAUCAAUCUUCUCAACUAUAUGGACCGUUAUACUAUAGCAGGUGUGCUGCUUAGCAUCCAGAAUUACUUCGGAAUCCCUGACAGCACAUCUGGCCUCCUACAGACAGUUUUUAUCUGUAGCUUUAUGCUCUUGGCGCCAGUUUUUGGUUACCUCGGAGAUCGCUAUGACAGGAAGCUUAUCAUGAUUGCUGGGCUGAUUGUGUGGAUCAUCACAACACUAGGCAGCUCUUUUGUCAAAAAAUCGCACUUCUGGGUUCUGCUCCUGACAAGGGCCUUGGUUGGGACAGGAGAGGCCAGUUACUCAACCAUAGCACCUACUAUCAUUGGUGACUUGUUCACUGGCACCCAGAGAACUCUCAUGAUCUCCUUCUUCUACAUCUUCAUACCGGUUGGAAGUGGUCUUGGAUAUAUAUUGGGGGCAACUAUAGCUAAUGCAACAGGGGACUGGCGUUGGGCCCUGAGGUUCAGUCCAGCUCUAGGAGGCCUGGGUCUGCUGCUGCUGGUGUUUCUGAUUCCUAAUCCUCGCCGUGGAGCCUCCGACAACAAAGGAGGAGCAACCAUGGAAAGCACCUCUUAUAUUGAGGACAUCAAGUACCUCCUGAAGAAUCGGAGUUUUGUCUGGUCUUCUCUUGGUGUGACUGCUAUGGCUUUUGUCACAGGGGCUCUGGCCUUCUGGACCCCCACCUUCCUGUCUCGUGCACAGAUUAAACAGGGUCUCAGACUACCUUGCAAAGAAGAGCCCUGUAACCCUUUAGACAGUUACAUCUUUGGAGCAAUCACAGUGGUGACGGGGAUUGUGGGAGUGUUUCUGGGCACCUACAUAUCAAAGCAGCUGAGAGUCAGACUGCCCAACGCAGAUCCUCUCAUAUGUGCUGUAGGCAUGCUCAGUUCCUCCCCCUGCUUUUUUAUUGCCAUCAUCCUGGCGGGCACCAGCAUCCCGGCCACAUACACAUUCAUUGCUAUUGGAGAAACUUUGCUGUCCCUUAACUGGGCUAUUCUGGCGGACAUUCUGUUGUAUGUUGUUGUGCCUACUAGAAGAGCGACAGCUGAAGCCUUACAGAUUAUGGUCUGUCAUCUCCUUGGAGAUGCAGGAAGUCCAUACCUUAUUGGGGCGAUCUCAGAUGCUCUGCUCAAGUACAAUCCAGAAUCUUCCCACUGGGAUUUCCGUAGACUGGAAUAUAGCAUUCUUUUGUGCCCCUUCAUUGGGGUUCUGGGAGGCCUGUUUUUUUUAAUGACCUCUCUGUAUAUCAAAGAGGACAGGAAAGCAGCAGAACUGCUCACUUCAGUCACUCAGAAUGACAAACCGGAAGCGGUUGAGGAUGGAGCUACAGCAACAAAGAGUCAACUCACUGAAGAUCAGCUGCCUCAGUAA